Messenger RNA from Phacochoerus africanus (Common warthog), 1606 nucleotides. RefSeq names its product G protein-coupled receptor 45 (gene GPR45). The transcript has a single exon. Lineage: Eukaryota; Metazoa; Chordata; Mammalia; Artiodactyla; Suidae. Bases 66 to 1355 code for a protein of 429 amino acids. Gene Ontology annotation, molecular function: G protein-coupled receptor activity. Gene Ontology annotation, biological process: G protein-coupled receptor signaling pathway. The record is from RefSeq and is a predicted model, not a curated record. Gene Ontology annotation, cellular component: membrane.
GAGAGCGUCCAAAUAGGAGGCUGUGGGCAUAGUCGGUUGUCACGGAGAUGACGAGGCUGUGAUUGAUGAAGUGCAGAUCCCAGCCAGUGCUCCCAAAGAAAGACGCUCCUCCCGGCCCUUCCGGCUCCCUCGAGAUCCCAGUCAGCAGGGAGGAAGAUGCAGUCGGCAGACAGAACGCGGCAGCCCCCCAAGCGCUGAGGGCUCCCUCCGCUCCUUCCGGCCCCAGCCCCAGGAUCUCCUCCACCAUGGCCUGCAACAGCACGUCCAUCCAGACCGACGAAUCUGCACCGCAGAACGGGAGCCUUGGGGAGGAUUCCGGGGCGCCCGCCCCGCUCAGGAUGUCCCUGGCGGUAGUCAUGAUGCUGAUGAUCGUGGUGGGUUUCCUUGGAAACGCCGUGGUCUGCAUCAUCGUGUACCAGCGGCCGGCCAUGCGCUCGGCCAUCAACCUGCUUCUGGCCACGCUGGCCUUCUCCGACAUCAUGCUGUCCCUGUGCUGCAUGCCCUUCACGGCUGUCACCCUGAUCACGGUCCACUGGCACUUCGGGGACUACUUCUGCCGGCUCUCUGCCACCCUCUACUGGUUCUUUGUCCUGGAGGGCGUGGCCAUCCUGCUCAUCAUCAGCGUGGACCGCUUUCUCAUCAUCGUCCAGCGCCAGGACAGGCUGAACCCGCGCAGGGCCAAGGUGAUCAUCGCCGCGUCCUGGGCGCUGUCCUUCUGCGUCUCGGCACCCUCGCUGGCCGGCUGGACACUGGUGGAGGUCCCGGCGCGGGCCCCGCAGUGCGUGCUGGGCUACACUGAGGGCCCGGGAGGCCGCGCCUACGUGCUGCUGCUGGUGGGCGCCGCCUUCUUUGUGCCCUUCGCCGUGAUGCUGUGCUCCUACCUGGGCAUCCUGCACACCGUGCGCAAGAACGCCGUCCGCGUGCACAACCAGUCCGACAGUCUGGACCUGCGGCGGCUGCCCCGCGCCGGGCUGCGGCGGCUCCAGCGGCACCAGCAGGUCAGCCUGGACCUGAGCUUCAAAACCAAGGCCUUCACCACCAUCCUGAUCCUCUUUGUGGGCUUCUCGCUGUGCUGGCUGCCGCACUCGGUCUACAGCCUGCUGUCCGUGUUCAGUCGGCGCUUCUACUGCGGCCCCUCGUUCUACACCACCAGCUCCUGUGUCCUGUGGCUCAGCUACCUCAAGUCCGUCUUCAACCCCAUCGUCUACUGCUGGAAGAUCAAGAAGUUCCGCGAGGCCUGCCUGGAGCUGCUGCCCCAGACCUUCCAGAUCCUCCCCAAAGUGCCUGAGCGGAUCCGGAGGCGAAUCCAGCCGAGUACCGUCUACGCGUGCCCUGAAAACCAGUCCGCCGUGUAGGGGAGGCCGACGCACCCCCUGGCCUGCGGCGCGGGGCCCCGCCUCCUCUGCUUGCCUCCACGGGGGCUUCUCCAUCGCCAGCACUCUGUGGGGGCCUCUUAAGCACAAAGGGACUCAUUUGUUACCAGGUGAGCUGCGGGCUCGCAAGGUUGCCAGAUGAAUUAUUUUUGUUUCUAACGGCAGAAGAAACAAUGUGUGGCUCUCAAGGAAACUGGACAGUGGUGAAGACGAAAUGGGAAGUGAGUGGGUGA